UUUUAAGUACACGAAGAAGAACGUAGGCACCUUUGGAAUAUGGAUCCGAAGCAAAUGGCUUUUUCAUAGCUCUACCAAGGACACAAUAUCCUAACAGGCCCUUGAAGAAAAAAGAGCAACAACGAUGGAGCAGGCCGAUCACUCAUACAUCAACUCCUCGUUUGAGCAGAUCAACAGCGCGGAGUUCACUUAUAAGAUGAGUGAUAAAGAAAUUGAAGACUUUGUGAAGUUGAGAAUGUCAAACGAUCAUCUCUUCACUGGAAGAAAAAAUAGCUCCAAGUGGGCAUGGAGGUCCAUCCUUAAACACAUGGGCUUACACUUUAAGAUGAACCAUCGUCAAGCAUCUAAAAAAUGGGACAACAUGAAGAAGAAGUACAAGGAGUUAAAAUAUCCUCCACCUGGUGUGAAAAUUGUUUCUCAGUGGAAUUAUUUCUAUCUGAUGGAUGAUGCCAUGGAGGGUCGGCUGCAGGACAUGGCCCCUGUCCUUGAGGGCCUUCCCGACAGCACCAAUAAUAGUGAUUUCUUACAAGUUUCCGUCCCUAAAAGGAGAAAGGUUUUCAAAGAGGGCGUCGCCUCUCCUGCAGGUUUGAUAACCAGUGAGCCAGAGAUGGAGGUGUCACUAGAUGGAGACGAGGAUGCAGAGGAUGCAGAGGUGCUGGAAGAUUACAAUGAGAUGGAGCAUGUCGAAGAAAAGAUAGAACUGGUGAAGAACAGCGAACCACAGAUGGCAAAAAGAGAAAAUACGCUGAUUCAAAGGCAGGGGGCAAUGAUGGACAGGGAAGUUGCUGCUCUGGACCGAGAACGAUCUUUGUUGGAGAGGGAAAGAGUGAUGAUGGAGAGAGAGAAGGUGACAGUGGAGAAGGAGAGGGCAGUGAGGGAAAGGGAGGUGAUGGAAAGGGAAAAGGCAGUCUUGGAAAGGGAAAAAGGAGUGAUGGAAAGGGAAAAAGGAGUGAUGGAAAGGGAAAAAGGAGUGAUGGAAAGGGAAAGGGCAGUGAUGGAAAGGGAAAAAGGGGUGAUGGAGAGGGAAAGGGCAGUGAUGGAAAGGGAGAAGCUGAUGAUGGAGAAGGACAGAGACACUUUGUGCAAGGAGCGUCAGGGUCAGGACAAAGAAGAACACAAGAUGGGUGAGAUUUCCUGCACUUGAGGGAGACAUCUAAUUUAAAACUCAGCUUUUGCACCCUUUUUGUGCACCCACGUGGGUCUACUGCCUCUGUAAACACCCCAAACACGACAAAACCCCAUCCAUCCGUUUUCUAAAGAGAAAACAAAACAGAUGCAGCAGAAAGAAUCAGGCAGGAUUCUAAAGUAUACAAAAACGUCACUCCUCUGGCAUACCUGACACCUGUCACACCUCGGUCACGGGAGGAACAGGUAGAUUCACUGGUGACCGCCACACAUGCAGCGAGAGAAUUCACAGCCCCUCUCUGUUGCUGCUUUCUGAGGGCGAGAACCGGAACGGAUCAGGUUGGUAGCGAGACUGCGAUGUUUAAAAACAGUUUAUCCGACUGUUGGAUGGAAGGAUUCAUGAUGACUUAUUUAAAGAGUUUAAAUAAGUGGUUUCUUAGGUUGCCCCACUUGAUUUGUUCAUAUUGAAGUGCCUAUUUUUGAUAAAUCGCAUCUAAAAAUAUACACACACAUACAGUGCAUUUGUUUUCCCGUAUUUCGUUAUGUCACAGCCUGAAAUCUAAAUGGGUUAAAUAAAAUUCCUGCAAAAUCUGACUGCAAAUACCUCAAAAACACUUUUUAUGUUUGAAGUUUGAAAUGAGGCUGUAAUGUCAAAAUGUGUAAAAAGUCACGAGCUGUGAAUACUUUCUGGAUUUUCUGUAUAUAAAUGAAAAACACAGCUUUGUUUUUUAUUACCAAGCUGCCUCUUGACUGUACUAAAGGUAAAGAACCACUACUAAAAAGGCAUUUCGUCCUUUGUGUAAAAAGAUUUUUGACAAACGUUACAUUUCUGUGACCGUUAAGUUGUCAAUAAAAACAUCGAGCCGCCUCCAGAUGGGAGAGGUCUUCAGGA
This is a messenger RNA of Nothobranchius furzeri (turquoise killifish), 2017 nucleotides long. RefSeq names its product golgin subfamily A member 6-like protein 6. The record is from RefSeq and is a predicted model, not a curated record. NCBI's taxonomy places the organism in Eukaryota, Metazoa, Chordata, Actinopteri, Cyprinodontiformes, Nothobranchiidae.